AGAAAGAAGCCCCACGCGCUUGAUCCCACCACCGCGCGAGUGGAUUCGGUGUCAGAGCCCCCAUCGGCGACCGGCAGCGUUCAUUCGCCCCCCUUGCCCGUUUCGCAUCUUCUGUCAGUAGUACGCUCGCUCUGUCUGUAUCGGUCGCACGCGGUGGACCGCUCUCGGGUUCGCCGGCAUCGAACAUCCACCCAUUGUGUGCGGCGCACAAGCCGGCCGAAGAAGAGACGCGGCUCGGUCCGUCGAAAGGGCGCCUUCACACUACACCGUGAAAGGGCCGCACACGCCUUCCCACGUGUGUUUAUUGCUGGGAACAUAGCCGUCGUCGUCUAUAUCGUUGUAAUAGCCCGGCCAGACGUCUCUCCCUUCCCCUCCUAGCGCAGACGAGAGUGCCGCGUUCUCUACUAUUCCCAUCCUGUCCUCUGUGCUGCUCUCCGCUGCCAACCUGCCGUGUCUGGGGGCGUUGCAGUAGCCACGAGAACGUCGCAUUUGCUUGUUAGCCUUGUUGUCACUCAGCACCGACAACAGGCGUUUCUCCGACUCUGCUUUGGUCGGUGCCCGCGUGCACGUCCUGCUGAACCGUCCCCAAAUCGCAUCGAAGCAAGAAUCAGCGGGCGAACGUUCGGGAAAUCAAGAGACCACCGAGCUUUGGCGCGGACCGUGACUUGCAACGAGCCUCGUCUUGCACAGUAGCCGUGACCCACUCAACGCCCACGAGCCGGGAAGCAACCUCGUCACAGCGCCCCGGUGGACUCGGAGCGGCGUCGGCAUCUUCGUCUUCGGCCGCUUCUACGUCGUUCCUUCUCAGGCAGUGGCGGAGAGACGUCGUCUCCGCUUGCAGGGGGAAGUGUUCGACUGCGCCGAAGACAAAAGGAGACCCCGGCCGUCCGCGCUUGCACCCUCUCACCCGCCGUUCGUAGUAUCGAGGCCCGAGCCACUGAGGGACGACUCCCAGUUUCGUAUUUCCCGCCGUCUGCGUAGCCCUCGACUCCCGCUGAGCUGAAGAUGUCUACGGGACACCGAAAGGGCGUGUUCCUGCUUUUGCUGCUGUCGCAUCUCGCAUCGGCACAACUCAACGCUGUCGACCACCGGCCGAGUCGUUUUUCCGCGCAGAUAGCGCACCACACCGAACUUCCGUACAUCCGGGAUCCGCCGGAACCUGAAAACACCGUCGGCGGACCGCUCCCAGAUUACGACCACACCUCGGCAUCGCCCAUCAAUGGUGACGACACCACAGCCUCGACUACUGAACUCCAAACCAACAACGAGGCCAAUGAUAUCCACGCUGCGGAUGGAUUGGGCGUAUCUGGUCCGCUUCUGCUUCCGGGACCCGGCAACUCCGGAUCGCCCGCCGCAUCGCUCAAGGUGACGAGCUCUACGAGGCCUACGACCAGCGCGCCGUACGGCCUGCCGUUCCGGCGGAUACAGUACGGCCCGUUGCACCGGUCGUUCAAGCACACCCGGAAACCCGCUCACUUCGAGACGACCUUCAAGUGCACCUUUGAUAACCAUGCGUGUGGCAUGCGGAACCAAAUGAACAUCGGACGGCACUUCCUGCGCAUGAACAACAGCAUCGCUGGCAGAUCCGGCUUCUACAUGGCGGUGGACGCGAAGCGCGUUCCGGCCGGCGUGUCGCGACUGAUCACCCCGUACCUGCCGGGAUAUCCGAACUCCCACGUGUGCCUCAACCUCACGUACGCGUUGAUCGGCCCGGGCGCCGAGCGCAUUCAGGUGGUGGCCCAGGACGUCGGCAACCGGCCGCUCUUCUCCCUCGAGCCUCAUCCGCGGUUCACCUGGCGGACGUUCGCCAUCAACAUGACCGUUCACCAGGACCUGCGGUUCUUCAUCGAAGCCUACACGAACGGAAAGCCGGGCUGGGUUGCCAUCGACGACUUCAAGUACACUUUCAAUAAGUGUCCCUGACUGUUUCGCUCCUCAUAAUGCGAUCGUUUCAUCUAAUGCCACGUGGACGCCGGCGGAUACGAGAGAUGGCGUUACGAACGAACGUGGCUCGAGCCUGGUUUCCUAGAGGAACGCGGAGACCCGUUUCAUCUAAUUCACUCACAUUAUUUCUUGCGUUCACAUGAUUCGUUCGUUCUGUUUUUGUAAAUAUACUAAAAACCUCUGUAUAUAAUAAACUCCCUCCAUCGUU
This is a messenger RNA of Dermacentor andersoni, 2152 nucleotides long. RefSeq lists its product as uncharacterized. NCBI's taxonomy places the organism in Eukaryota, Metazoa, Arthropoda, Arachnida, Ixodida, Ixodidae. The record is from RefSeq and is a predicted model, not a curated record. Gene Ontology annotation, cellular component: membrane.